UAUUCUGCAUCGGCGGAAUGCGCGAAAAAAAGUAUUUGCUGGUUUCAGAGUCCCUCCCCAGAAUUUAUUGUACGUUCUCCAUUUUCUGUUUGUUCUCAGUUUCUAUUUCGAAGAAAAGGCGUGUAGUCCUGAUAUUAUCGGGUAUUCAUAGUGGUAUAUGUAGUAAAUAAAGUACAGAUAAUGGAUUUCCGGGCUCUCAUUUUAACUGCCCUUGUGUGCUGUAUCGGAGAUCUUUCAGAUGGGAGGGAGGUGAAAGUGGUCUUUGGAAGAGUAGGAGGAGAAGUUAAACUGAAGCCCACUGUGGACCAGCCCAUCACCAGCAUCACAUGGAAAAACGGCCUGAACAAAGCAGCAGAGUGGGGAAAAAAUGUAGAGGCUGGUUAUUAUACGAUAUGUAAUCCCGGACCAAGGUGUCAACUGAAUACUGCAACGGGGGAGCUUACAAUUAUGCAUUUAAAGCUGAAUGAAAAACUGUAUUUCUCUGCUGAAAUAAAUGGAAUGGCAGCUCAGUCAUUUUUUACAGUGAUUGCACUUGAACCAGUGUCCAAACCCAGUGUCAGGAAAACCUGCAAAAAUACCCAGUGUACUUUGGUCUGUGAGGGAAAGGACACCACAUAUACCAAGUACUCCUGGAAGGAGAACAAUGAGAUGAUAGCAGAUGAUACCACAACACUCUAUGUUCAGAAGAGUGAUAAACUGGAUAAAAUCUACACGUGUGUGUUCAGUAACCCUGUGAGUACGGAAGACAGUGACCCUGUCAAGGAACUGGAUUUAUUUCCAGGUGGCUCCAGCGGUGGGCUCAUCGCAGGUUUCGUUUCAUUAAUUUUUGCAGCAGCUGUAUGUUGUGUUAUUGGUUUAUGAUACAAAUUAAUAAUAUUCUGUUUUUUUUCUUGUAUUAAAACAUUUUAUUUUAAAUAAAACUAAAUUCAUAUCCUGGUCCAUAGCUGUAGGCCAAAUGGACGUAUGUAAUGAUAGACAUUAUUAUUCUUAGCGGUGUCUUACAACAGUAACCAUGACUUUCAGAAAAGUUGCUUUUUGUUAAACUUUGGAAGGAAUGUGAUCAUUUGUAUUCCUAGGGAGAAAAAUACAUGUGGUGUUAGGACUAGUUUGCUGUGUCUGCAGACGUCUUCCUAUUAACACGAUAACUGAAAAAGUAUUUGUCCGAUAUUUUUCAAAUUUUGCCGGCACACUGUGGAUGAUGAACUGGAACUGAUCAAAUUUUGAGACGGAUCGCCCCAAAAUCGAAGCAGCGCCUCAUAGUGAUAUCUUAAAAAGGCAGUUUCGGAAACCUGAUCCCAUUAACGCAUAAACUUAUUGCCAUACUUUUGCAAACUUUGCUGACACAUUCUGCUGGUCAUGAACUGGAAAUGAUCGAACUUUGAGACAAAUCACGCUAAAAUUAAAACAGCGCUGCUUAGUGGCAGGAAUAGGAAAGGUGAAAGAAGAUGACAUUUGACCGUAUGAAUGUGAUAAGUAUUGGGUGGAUCUUGUUAUUGCUUCAGAACAACAGUAUAUGGAUGAAGUUCAAGGGAUUUCAUUUUAAGGCAAAAACCACACAGGCGCAGUUCAGGAUGAUGGCCGGACCGCUAGAGUAGACAGAACCACCCUCAGUGCAGUCAAUUCAUGUUCAUUAAAUUAACAUUAGAACGGAGUAUGGAAUAUUAUUUAGUACUACAUAACGUAGAAUAUAAGUAUUAUGAUAUUAUUAAAAAGUAUGCCAAAUAUCCAUGAUGUAAUCUUUACAAUGUAAACAUUAUAAUGUAAUUAACACAAUGUAAUCAAUUCAGUAUGUAUUUGCACCUCGUGUUACCCUAAGAGUUUUUAUUUGCUACUUUAUGUUAGUCCUGAAUCUAUGAAUAUCCACUUUUAUUAAUAUUAUACCUUAUCACUAUGUUAAAGGACAAAUAUAUUAUCAACCCUCUAGCCAGACAAUGUGUAACAGGCUGAAGCUGCCAAAGUUUGCUACUGAAGGAAGGGAUUCGCCUGAGUUCACCAGAAGAACCACCAGGGAAGAAAAAACCACAACAGGAGAGCUUUUUAAUAUCUUUUGUCCUUGUAGCUGCUACAUACUCACUAUUAAAGCCAUGAAGUUGUCUACCUGC
Paramormyrops kingsleyae is the source of this 2102-nucleotide messenger RNA. The record is from RefSeq and is a predicted model, not a curated record. Lineage: Eukaryota; Metazoa; Chordata; Actinopteri; Osteoglossiformes; Mormyridae.